AUGGAGUGGGAUCCUAGUCGCUUCUUUCGUGUGUCAGGGAGUCCGUCUCCGUACGCUCUGCUCAUCCUCAAUCAGCCUAUCAACGAGAACGCAUUCGGAGUAUUAAGCCACUAUGCAUCUUAUAUUAUUUGUGCCGAUGGCGGCGCCAAUCGACUAUACGACAUGAUGAAAUUGAACGGGAAAGAAUCGAACGAUCCCCCAAACGCCAUUAUCGGCGACUUGGACUCUAUUCGACCAUCAGUGAGAGAGCAUUACGAGAAACUCGGAGUAUCAGUCAUGGAAGACCCAGACCAAUACUCAACAGACUUCACGAAAUGUCUAAAAUACCUCAACGCACACGCAGCAGAGAUCAUUGCUUCUCCCCGAACAAACGACUCAGCCAAAGCCAAAGCCAAAGCCAAAGCAAACGGCAGAACUAGAUCGAGCAAGACUAAAGAUCCUUACCCAACGCCACCCGUCCAAUCAAACGACUCACCCCUGGAGAUUGUAAUCCUAGGUGGUCUCGGCGGCCGCGUUGACCAGGCGUUUUCUCAAGUUCACCAUUUAUACAUGAUGACCCAGACGCAAUGUACGAUCCGCGAGAAUGAGAGCAAAACCAUACCUGCGGAUUCAAGUGCGAAACCUGCAGCUGGUGGGAACCUUUACCUUGUCUCCGAGGAAAGUAUUACGUUCAUUAUUCAGACUGGGAAGAAUAUAAUCCACACGCCUGCGACCAGACGAGCGGAUAUUACGACCGAGUCGCCGAAGAAGCGGAAGCGGGGUGAAGAAGACGAACCGGAAUACUUCUUCGAGGAGAAUAUCGGGAUUAUUCCGCUUUCGGCGCCUGCUUCGAUAACGACAAAAGGCUUUGAGUGGGAUGUCGAGAAUUGGCAUACGGAAAUUGGCGGACAGUUAUCCACGAGCAACCAUAUCCGCGCGGAUAAAGUGGAAGUUGAGACGUCGGUGCCCGUGUUAUUUACGGUUGAGUUGGCGACGAGGCUGAAGAGACGAUCAUGA
Penicillium antarcticum is the source of this 996-nucleotide messenger RNA. RefSeq names its product thiamine diphosphokinase. NCBI's taxonomy places the organism in Eukaryota, Fungi, Ascomycota, Eurotiomycetes, Eurotiales, Aspergillaceae. The record is from RefSeq and is a predicted model, not a curated record. The transcript is spliced from 3 exons. Gene Ontology annotation, biological process: thiamine diphosphate biosynthetic process; thiamine metabolic process. Gene Ontology annotation, molecular function: ATP binding; thiamine binding; thiamine diphosphokinase activity. Bases 1 to 996 code for a protein of 331 amino acids.